AUGUAUAGAUCUGUUUUUAGAAGUGCGUUACGCCAGGCUCCUAGAGCCAGAUUCAUGUCGACCACCACCCCAAGAGCCUCGUCGAUCGCUCCAAAAUUAGCCAUCGGGGCCUCUUUGGUUGCUACCUCCAUCUUCCUCUUGCCAUCUUCUGCCGUGGAAAAUGAUGCUGACAAGAAGAAGGUGGCAAAGGAUAAGGAGGCUGCUAAGUCCGAAAAGAUUGGCAAAUCUGAGAAGAGUGAGGUUACUGAGAAGUCUGAAAAGAGCGAAACCGCUGAAUCCGAAGCCACUGAACAGACUCCAGAAGGUGAAGAGGGCCAGCAAAGUGCUGCUUUUAACCCAGAGACCGGAGAGAUCAACUGGGACUGUCCAUGUUUGGGUGGAAUGGCCCACGGACCAUGUGGAGAGGAGUUCAAGGAGGCAUUUGCCUGCUUUGUGUACUCUGAGACUGAACCUAAGGGCAUUGAUUGUAUCACUAAGUUUGAGGCCAUGAGAACAUGCUUCAAGCAGCACCCAGAGCACUACAAGGAGGAAUUGUACGAGGAUGAUGACGAGUCAGUUCCAAGCGUGGAGCCUGUUGCCGAGGUCGUUGCAGUUACAGAAGUUGCAGAGAUUGAGACAGAGCCUGCCCAGCCAGUUGAGGCUAAGCACAAGUUGACAUUCGAUGAACGUUUCCACGUGGAGAGUGAGUCGGACGAAAAGGAGCCUGGCGUGAUCGAGGUCGUCACCGCCGACCUGGCCUAA
Messenger RNA from Sungouiella intermedia, 741 nucleotides. The record is from the annotation of a GenBank genome assembly. Lineage: Eukaryota; Fungi; Ascomycota; Pichiomycetes; Serinales; Metschnikowiaceae.